Messenger RNA from Clupea harengus (Atlantic herring), 776 nucleotides. RefSeq names its product transmembrane protein 141 (gene tmem141). NCBI's taxonomy places the organism in Eukaryota, Metazoa, Chordata, Actinopteri, Clupeiformes, Clupeidae. The record is from RefSeq and is a predicted model, not a curated record.
GCUUCUUUGAUUGUUUACGCGGAAGUUACAAGUUAGAUAACAACAGACAACCACGCUGAGGACUGAACUAAUAUCUCCAUCUGAAGGUUAACCGUUUGUUGUUGCUGUUUCUCCCCUCUAUAUCUGUUAUUAUGGUUAAUAUCGGGCUCACAAAGGUCGAUGACGCGAUUGCAGCAAAGCAUCCGGGCUUACAACAGUAUGCUGCUUGCCAGUCCUAUGCCUUCAUGAAGGGAACUGGUAGUUUUAUUGUAGGCACCGGCGCUCUAUUUUUCAUUCAAAGAGUUGUGCAAAAAAAGCUCCCGUACCCUUUUCAGUGGAACCUGUUAGUGUCAUUAGUGGCCUCUUCGGUUGGCAGCUAUGCAGUAACACGCUGGGAGACACAGAAAUGUACAGACCUGUGGAUGUACCUCGAGACAGGGAGCUUCCCAGACAGAAAUGUUCAACAGAAAGAACCCCCUGCCCCAGCUGACCCUAAGGUCACAGUGUACGGGGAUGUGAUCGACUAACCACCAACAGCAAACUCUGUAGACACCAGACCUUAACAUUCUGACCUGUAUCUGUAUAUAGUUUCACUGUAAAAGCAGAAAACAAACAUACAAACACAUAUUAAAAUCUUAAUUUAUUUGAACUGACUGAUCAAGGCAACACUCUGCUGUGUUCUGUUAAUAUGACAGUAAUGUACAGUAUGUUCAGGUGGGGGCAUACACAUUAUAACAUACACAUUUGAACUAUUGCUUUGUACAGUUACAGCUUUAAUAAAUGUUUCAUUUUCAACA